Messenger RNA from Eimeria tenella, 1010 nucleotides. RefSeq lists its product as uncharacterized. NCBI's taxonomy places the organism in Eukaryota, Apicomplexa, Conoidasida, Eucoccidiorida, Eimeriidae. The record is from RefSeq and is a predicted model, not a curated record. The transcript is spliced from 5 exons. The annotation marks the transcript as partial.
GUCCCGCGGCUUCUUGUCUCUUCUCAGUCUCAGAAGAUGGGGGGCCCCCCUCGGGGCCCCUAGGGUCUCCCUUGGGGGCCCCCAGGGGCCCCCCAGGGGACUAUGGAGAUUCAGGAAGUCUACAAAAAGAGGGGCCCCCCAGCCCCUGCUGCGGGGCCCCCGGGGCCCCCGGGAGCCCCAAGGGCCCCGAGGGCCCCGGGGACCCCCCUGAUGGGGAAGAAAGUUCAACAGCAUUUUGUCAGUCUCCCUUAUCUGCUGCGACGCGGUGUACGUACAGUCCACCGGACACGCCGUUGACAGCAGCAGCAGCAGCAGCAGCAGCAGACGAAGACACAGACAGCAGCAUUUUCUCCCCCUUUUCCCCACUAGGGGACGCAGCAGCAGAGGGGCCCCCAGACCCUUUUCCAUUCUCCAAGAGGGGCCCCCAGGAGGGGGGCCCCCAAGAAGGGGGCCCCCAGGAGGGGGCCCCCCAAGACGGGGGGGCCCCCGGGGGUCCCCGAGAGGGCCCCAAAGGGGCGCCUUGGGAUCUGCUGCUGCAGCUGCAGCAGCUGCCUGCUGCUGCUGCUGAGGGCGGCGGGUCCCCGACAGAGACAGAAGAAAAAACUGAAAAGGAAACAGAAAAAAAGAAAAUCAAAAAAACGAAAAAGGAGGAGACAUUUGACCCUCUCCUAGCAGAUUUAGAGCUCGCAGUCCGCCACAUGUGCUGGAGGGGGCCCCCGGGGCCCCCGGGGGCCCCCGGGAUCCCGGGGGCCCCGGGGGCCUCAGGGGCCCCGGGAGCCCCGGGGGCCCCAGAUAUCUUGGGGGCCCCAGAGGUUUUGGGGGCCCCAGGAGCCCCCGCGGGUGAUGGGGGGCCCCUUCAGUUUCAGCGGUGCGCGCCUGCCACCAGCUGUACGGACACCCCAAGACAUUGCUGGAACCAGCAGCAGCAGCAGCAGCAGCAGCAGCACGAGCAGCAGCAGCAGCAGCAAAGACAAAGGGGGGGGAGGGAGGCUCCCAGGGGCCCCCAAUGA